Molecule: messenger RNA, 1189 nt
Organism: Nymphaea colorata (pocket water lily)
Lineage: Eukaryota; Viridiplantae; Streptophyta; Magnoliopsida; Nymphaeales; Nymphaeaceae
Product: thiocyanate methyltransferase 1-like
Exons: 8
Coding region: 100-963 (287 amino acids)
Molecular function (GO): S-adenosylmethionine-dependent methyltransferase activity
Source: RefSeq, a predicted model, not a curated record
UCUCCCCGAACCGCGUAAAUCCAUCUCCUCCCCUGUGGGGUUGGUGGAGGAGCACGGGCACGUUACAUACCGGUGAGCCAAGCCUUCGAAAUACAUGAAAUGAAUAGAUUUCGAUCCGUUUUCUGCAGAUCCAGUAUUACUGGGGCUUGGAUCAAGGCUGGCCACCAAUCUAGCGAGGCCCUUGUGAUACGUAGAAGAGGCGUGGGAGGAGUUCCAGCAUCCAGGGAGGUUCAUCAGCUCAACAUGGAGUCCACGAAGAAAGGCGCGAAGGAUGAUGGUGUGUGUGACGAUGGCAAGUGCAUGAGCAGGACACAACCUCAACCGCCGUCCAAGCUUCAGGCGAUCAUGCGGCAACAUGGCUUAGAUGGAUGGGAUAAAUGUUGGGAGGAAGAAUUUGCACCUUGGGACUUAGGAAAGCCAACGCCGGUCGUUCUUCAUCUUGUUCAGAACGGAUCCCUCCCAAAAGGCAGGGGCCUUGUCCCAGGAUGUGGUAGUGGGUAUGAUGUAGUGGCUCUUGCCAGUGCUGAUCUCUUUGUUGUAGGUUUGGACAUAUCAGAAAAGGCUAUUAAACGGGCCAAAGGAUUAUUUUCCUCAGCCACCAAUUUUGAUAACUUUGCCUUCAUCGCUGCUGACUUUUUCACUUGGAGACCAACAGAGUUGUUUGAUUUUAUCUUUGAUUAUACGUUUUUCUGCGGCCUGGAACCAAGCAUGAGGUCAGCUUGGGCAAAAGGCAUGCAUGAACUCUUGAGAAUUGAUGGGGAACUUAUUACAUUGAUGUUCCCAGUUGAUGAUCAUAUCGGAGGUCCACCAUUUAAAGUUUCUGUGACUGAUUAUGAGGAAGUGCUACAUCCAUUUGGUUUCAAGGCAAUCACAAUUGAAGAUAAUCAACUUGCAAUUAAGCCUCGGAAGGGAAGAGAAAUAUUGGGGAGGUGGAGGAAGACUGCGUAUCCUUCUCGAAUGUGAGAGUAACAGAUGAACGAAGAUUCCAAACCACUCAUGUAAGAAUUACUUAGGUUCUCAGUUUCUCACUUAUGGAUGUCUUCUUCUCUGUCACAUGCUUUAUUUAUUUAGUUAGUUGCUCGCGGGCAACUGCUGAUUCACUGAUUCAUGUAUGCAAUGGAAGUGAGGAACAGUUUCAAGGAGAAAAUCCCUUCACAUAUAAUGAAGCAUAUACUGGAAUUUUUCUUUA